AUGGCCGAAGCCACAGUCGAAAGAGCAAGUGAACGAUUUUAUUGCCAUGAGUGCAAUCGAGAAGUUUCUCUGAAUUUACCAGUAAGUGUUAGUUUGUAUGGAUUUGUACAGAGUGGAUUUUUCGUUGGAAUCAGCGUUGCAAUCACGUACUUAGUCGAUAUGGAACCGUAAUUCUACCAUUUUAACUUUAUCAAAUGAGUGAUCAGUUUUAGCAACCCAAAUUUCCUUUAUUGGGAUUAUAAGUGUCAGCUAACGCUGCUACGAUAAGAGUGUGUUAAAAUGAAGUUAUGGUUAAGUCGGUGACCAUCGUUUUAAAGGGAAAAAGUUGAGUCCUUUUGUGAACUAAAUCGCUUCCGCCAUGUCCACGAAAACCACGAUAAUAGUUUGUACCACAUAAAGGCGUAUUUGUUGUGCGAUUGUUUUUUUCUGAUUUACCGAAAGUUUUUGUUCAGAACCGAAGAAAAAUGGAAAUUCGGCUAUCAAGCUGUGUAAACUAUGCAUCAGCUGUCAAAGAAACUUUCUGUGAAUCAAUUUAAUCGUUUACCGUAAAUUUGAAGCACGGUGUUGUGUAAUAGAGUAAAAGUUUCUUGGUAGCAACGACGUAAUCGAGGAGUACUUGACCGAAGUCCGGAUUCGUAGUUAUGCAUCGAUUACAUAGACUAAUUUUUGUCAAUGUAAUGGAUGGUUAUUUUCACUUUUGCAUGUCUCGAUAUGCACUCCAGAAAAGCAUCUGUCUUAUGAUAUAAUCCUGGUAUUUAGAUUAAGAAACUAUUCAGAGGAAUUGUAAUGGAAUAUACUCUACAUUUACCCCAUUUUUGCUUAGAUGCUGCAAGUUUUUUUUAGAUGGCAGCUGUUUUAAGGCAUAGGUGUAAGAUUUUCUUCAGAUGAUAACACUACUUCUUAAUAAGUAUGCAAAAAGUAUAAGAAAGUUGCAAAAAUUUAAAAUUUUCAACAAGUACACAGAUCUGAUGGAAAAGGGGAUUUGAUUUUACAGUCCUAACUUGUUAAAAAUCAGUAAACCCUGGUCAUAGCUUGUAAUAAUUAUCAAUCAAUACUUGGCAAUAAAUAUUAUGCAAUUAGAAAUGACAUAGCUUCCUUCUAAUGAGCUGACUGGCUCAGUAGUUAUGUUUCAAAUGUAUUUCUUGUGUUCUUGUAGGAUUUUACUUGUUCACAAUGCCAGGGAGAAUUUAUUGAACAGUUAAGUGACAGGUAGGUUGCUAUAUGAUAACAGAUCAAUUACAUUGUAACAGUUAGGAAAGUUAACAAAUGAUAAUUAAGUACAUGAUUACCUUAGAUUGUCCUGAAUACAUUCAAUGUUUCUAUACCAUUUUUCAUUGCAGCUUGAGGAAGGAACUGUUGGUAAUUAAUUUAGAUUAUAAUAAUAUACUUUGAUAAUCUAUUGGUACAUAUAUGUUCAAUAGUGUUUGAUCUCUGGGAAUGAAGAAUCAAUGUCUAAUGAAGUCUAAUACUCAGAGUCCACAGAUGUACUAUGGUCAGUUGUUGGUCAUUAUAUAGAGGCUCAGAGUCCACAGGUUUGAUGGUCAGUGGUUGGUUAACAUAUCAAGACUCAGAAUCAUUGAUAAUAAAGGAAAUUUCUUCUUUGUCUGUCUGUUUGUAUAACUCCCACUGGUGGCAGAAGUGAUUUUUAAGCUUGGAUAUGUAACUUGCAAAAUUCCUUUGUUCAAGAGUUUAAACAUUUGACCAACUGUAUUCCCAAGAGCCUGAUUGAGUGAGUUACUUAUUGAGUGCCAAACUCUUAACAGCAAUGAAGAAGAAGAAAGUACAGCAGAAGCUGAAAGAGACCCAGCCACCCACUUUGCAGAGGUGAGAAGUACAUGUGGACUUCAUCCACUAAAAUUGACUGAACAUAUAUGUUGCCUUUACUGCUCAACGACUCAAUAUUUAUUGGUGAAAUCUGGUAAACCUCUGUGAUUGGACACACAAUAUAUGACAUCUUUCUUAUUCUAUUUACAAACAUGAUGUUAUGGACAUUCCAGACUGUAGCAGUAUGCUGGACACCUGUCAUACAUGAACUUAGUUAUGGCCUUCUAAAAUCUCUGUGGCUCAGUUGUAGAGCAUCAGAGCACAAUAUUUGAAGGUCUGAGUUCAAUUUCUCAUGGGGACUCAGAACUUUUUCUUUGUCCAAGGCUGGUGACUAGACAAAAAUGUGUCUUUUUUUAGUAUUGUUAUAGGUUGUAGGUCCAAAUAAGUGAAGUGCCUGUCUUUUACUACAACCCAUGUAUUUAAUAAAGUUUGACUGAGAUUGGUUAUUGUCAUUACAGAUAGGCCAGCCCCAGCAAAGAGAAUCCCAUUUUUCUCAACAUGUCUCAACACUCUUUUUUUAUAUCAUUAUUGUCUUAUUAAUAUUUCAUUACAAUUCAUUUUCAGUUGGUUCACAGAAGUUUGUUUGGACAACUGCCAGGUAAUAAGAGAAAUUUAGAAAGAUGAUAAGUAUUAAAUUUGGAUAUGUUAUCAAAUAAAAAGCAAAGUUAACUAAAUAUCAACACAGCUGGUUACAAAAAUUAUUAACCAAGAAAAAAUUAAUUACAGCAUAUAAAGUGGUUAUAGAAAAUUAUUCUCAUUUAAGCAUUAUUCUUUCAAUGAAUCAGAGGAAAUAGUGGUAAUAUUAAUUUAUGAUUAAUUUCCUAAUGUCCACUGAAGCUGGAAAUUUGGACUCUCUAGAUGAAGGAAGGAGACGACCCCGUAGACCACGAACAAGAAUAAGUAUUCGUACCAAUCAGAGGCCAGGAGAAAGAGGAGAUGCUGCCAAUGCCACAACUGCUGCAGCAAUUGAUGUGUAAGUUGUUAGCUAUGAUUUAAAACAUCUUGAGAAGUACUAUGUGCCAGUACUAUUACAUAUUGUAAUUCUUUUGUUUUACAGAAUUCUUCAAAAUCUUUUUGGUGGAUUAGCAUCACCAGGUAUUUUGCUUGUUUGAUUUAUCUUUUCAUAUAUCAUAUGAUUGUGAAGGUAUAGCUCAAUUCUGAGUAUUGGAAUCAUUAUAUUCUACACAGUAUAUCCACAAGUUCACCAUAGUGUCUCUUUGAUUUGCUGCUGUUUUUAUAUUUAUUCAAGGUAGUAAUACAAGUGAAGAUGGAGCAGGAACAUCUGGAAAUAUGGGAUUUCCAUUGUAAGUAUUUUUAUCUUUUAACCAUUUCAAUAUUAGUAGAUGGUUAUAUGAAAUUCGUGGAACUUUUAAGCACAAUUUAUUUUAGAAUUGUCAUCACUACCCAUGGAUGAUGCUAUUUUGACGAGUUAUCAGCCCUUAACACAACAUAAAAAGAUUGGCCAGACUCAUAAUCCUGAAUCAGUGAUAUUACUUGCCUGCUGCUGUGUCUUUCAUAUCACAUGGGACAUUAAUGUUAGACAUUUAUUCUUAAGACUUCACUGUACAUUUUUUCAGUACGUUUGUUUUGUGGGCAAGGCAGUUGCCUUGUGGCUAUAUUACCCUACUGGACUCUUGAUCAAAAGUUUUCCCUUGGACAUCUCUCCAUCACAUGGCAAAGACACUUUCUUUCACAGUGCCACUCUCCACCCUGAAUAUAAAUGGGAAGGGGAAACCCUACAAGGGACUGUGGUCCUAUCCAGGGGGAAAUAACGAUACUCCUUGUUACUGCAUGCUAUCAAAGUGCAAUAAGCUCCAGUACAAUGAAUCUCCCAGCUUUUUAUCUGACUCUUAUUUUUUUUUUUUUUAUCUAAUAGCAACUUGUUGCGUCUUCAUGGGAACCCUGCUGAUUAUGCCUGGGGUGCAGAGGGAUUGGAUUCAAUAAUAACACAGGUGAGAGAACAACGAAAAGAAAAAGUUCUUUUAAGUGUUAAUACUUUGUCAUUGGUUUGACCCCAAAUAACUAGAAUUGUAGUAAAAGGAAGCAUUGUAACUAGAAAAAAAGCAAAACAAAAAUGAAAUGAAAAUCUCUCAAAACUGAAAAAAACUAUGGGCUAGUGUAUGAUCCCAAAUGAAAAAAAUUAUGCAAGAGACAUGUCAAUUAAAAAAAAAAAAAGAAAAGAAAAUUACCUUUUUUCAUUCGUGAAACUGAAAACCAGCUGUCAAUAAAGGGAAAAACCCAAAAUGGCAGCAGAUACCAAAACCAAACUCUACAUUGUGAGUGCAAAAACAUGAAAACUGAUCUCAAAAAGCAUUGACACAAAGAAGCCAAUUUCUGCCUCAUAAUGGAUGAUCAGUUCAGAGCAGUAAUUAUAAUAUCCAUUCCACAGCUUCUAAACCAGAUGGAUGGAGCAGGACCACCCCCUGCAGAUUCCAAAAAGAUAGAAGAUCUUCAAAAAGUAGAAGUUACAGAAGAGUCAGCAGGUAAGAGAACAUAACAGUUACUAGACAGGUUUAUUCCAUUCUGGUAUGUAAAGCAGGAAUACACUUCAGCAUUCACUAGGUUCUAGGUUUGUGUUUCCAUUAGAGCAUCCCUUCUCUUUGAUUUCACAGACAGCUGUGCCAUAGGAUCACCUUCCUCAAAUGUUAUUGUGUACCUUUACAUGUUUUACCUUUUUUUUUUCUUUUUUUUGUCUAGAGUCUGAUAAAUUUUGUGCUGUAUGCAAAGAACAGUGUUCAAAAGAUGAGGAUGUUAGGAGAUUACCCUGUAGUCAUAUAUUCCAUUUUGGUUGUAUAAAACCAUGGUUAAAAAUGGUGAGUACAUAUUUUAGUAGGUAUAUAAUUUUAUUAUUAUUUAUUUAUUUAAUGGUUUUCACCAUGAUCACAAUGCUAAAAUAAGACAAGGAAGAAGAAAUACAUUUGAAGAAGUCACAAGAAUGAGAGACAAAGGACAAAGGUGUGGGACCCACAACAGAGUAACACUCCAAAUUAAGUGUGCCCUUAAGAAAAAUACACAAUUACUAUGUAACACUAAAAAAAUCAUAAGAAGUAUAAAAAUCCUAAUAACUCCAAUAUAAUAAUACACGCAAAAGCAUAAUGUUAUUCCUUUUUCUGUUGUUUGACAAAGGCUUUGUACUUGGCUAAAAUUUAGAAUCAACAAUUAGUUAUAUUUCACUUCAGGAGAAAAACAACCAUGUUGGGAACAAGGCAAAUUUUAAUUGGUUCUUUGUUAUGUCUAUAGGGAGGUGAUCACAAAUAAAUUAAACAGAUUAAAUAUUUGACCUGUGGAUGACUUCAAAGGAAGGCAUGAUCCUCGUAGAUAAACUACAAUAGCCCAUUUCCAAAUUAUCUUUGGGCUCUUUUGAGCGAGUGUAGGUGCUCGUCCUUUCAUAUCACAAUAAUUUUUCAUUCACAUGCAAAUUAAACUCAUUUUCAUGCAAAUCAAAGCACCAAGCCUUGUUUUGAAAAAAGAAGGCCAAAAGUAAUUCAGAAAUGGCCUAUUAAAGAAAUAGCAGAAAGAAGAGCUUGAAAAAUUCAGACUUCAGCAGGAUUCAAACCUUUGCCUUAAAGGUAAUACCUGUAGUUGGUUUAUUUUUAUACUAAAUGUAAAGUUUUCUCCUUUUUUCAGCAUGAUUCUUGCCCUGUCUGCCGCUUGAGUCUCAGCAAUACCCAAACAAGAGGGUCACGAGAUAGUGAUUCAAGCACACCUGAACAGUUUCAUUUAUGAAUUAAACUGAUUUGAACUGGGAAAUCUGAAGCUUUUGAAUUUUUUUUUGUUACAAUCUAGUCUUAAGUUAUUGAGUACAUAACACAAUAGAGACAAUAUGGGAUGCUGUGAAUAUUUCCACUGUAUUUCUGUUAGAACAACAGUUAUGCUUUUUCAUUAUAAAGUUUAUUUACAGGUCACAAUUACUGCUUUUGUUUGUAAUGAGUGUAAAUAAAAACGUGAGUAUAAGGUUAUGAAAUAUUGGAAUUUCUGGUUUGCUAGAGGCUGUCAAUUAAUGUACGUCUGCAGACAUCACAUUAUUUUACAAGCCAAGUAACAAGCAUCCAGUUUUAAGCUCCCAAAAAUUCCUGGAAACAGAACUUUUUUUCUCCCUUGCAUUUUAAUAUCUUAUUAAUUUUCAGUAUUAGUCUAACCCUCAGCUAUAAAAAUUAUAGGGAGCUUUGAAAUACCAUUGCCUUUUGUACAUCUGCCUAUUGUUUGAGACUGUUACAUUAAAACCCAAGCCUAUUGAAUACUUGGACGCUAGUCAGGAAAUAGGGCCCAGUACACAAAGGAAAGGUACACUGGGAAGGUUUUUGUAGAAAGUAAUGACAGCAAAUAAUCCUCAUCUUCAAAGAAAAUUUUUCCUGCAGUGUCAUCUUAUUACUUAAGAAUAGUUACAGUGGGAACUUAAAUAAAACAUAAAUAUAUAUCGGAAAAGCAAAGUGAAACAAGUAAAACUAUGAGAGGAAACUUUGGUGCCCUUUUAUGACAUUUCCCAGCUUGUUUACAAGUGAAUCUCAAUUUGAUAAAAUUCACCCAGUUUUCCUGCUUGUCCUCAAAUACUCAGAAAGUGGAUUACUAAAGGGGAGGACAUGAUGUGUUUCUAAAAAUUUCAAAGGAAAAAACAAUGUAGAUAUAUAUUCCAAGUUUUUUUCUGUUCUUCAAAAUAUUUUAAGUUACUGGUAGCUAUCUCACACAUGUAAUUGGAUUUAACAAAGAUUUCUCAAAGGUUGAAUUACUUCAUUACAAAAUUAAAAACAAGUAAUCAGACAUAGGUGAUGCUAGUUUUCUUUUGUCAUAGUACCCAUAACUUACUCCUGAAAAGGACAAAAUUUUAAAUAAUUUGCUCAAUGUUAAGGUUCGAUGAAGAUCCCGGGGUGAGGUAAUCCAGGAAAAAUUACUUCAGAUAUUGAAAAUUUUUUUGAAUUGGUUUGGAUGUUUGUACAAUAUCUAAAUGUGCACCAUAAAGUCUUGAUUUUGGAAAUUAUUUGUGGUGUUUAUUUUUGCCAAUAUAAAAAUAAAUCUUAACACUGGUAAGCGUGAAGAAAUUUGUAUUUCCUUAUUAAAGAACUUGGUAGGGGAAUGAUGUUGAUGUCGCAAGUCCUUAUCGAUACAACUUUGAUCAAAUGAGGUUAACAUUUAUGUAGACUCCACCAUUUGCAAAUACCAAAAUUUGUAUAAUCAUCCAAAAAGAAAUUCAUUUACUUCUUCUAUUCUAAGCUAGUUUUAUUACAUCUUUCAAUUCCAAAAUAAAAUUUUGUAUUAACUGUUAAUUAGAUCAUGCUGUACCGAUGACCUAAAUAUCCUCAGAAUUUAUUGCAUGGAAACUGUGUAAGUUGAAAUCCUAGUACAUGGCACAUUUUAUAUUAGUUGUCAAACAGUUGAUAAUGUAUUGAUCAAUUUGAAGCUUCAACAUUCCUUUCCCUCUCCCCCUCCAUCAGGCACUUGAACUUUUGGAAAUUGGCUUGUUCAGAUUCCCUCUUUACCCAGGCCAAAAUUGAAUUCAAAUGCCACACCCAAUAAUGAGUGAUGCUUUGUGUGAUCGCAAAUAUAUUCCAAUUUAGCAAAGUCGUAUUAGAUUCUGGUUUUGUCAUUAAGUUUUCCAUUGUAAACAUUCAAAGAUGAAAAUAGUCUUUCUAAACCAUUCACUCACAAAAGCAGACUCCUUACCUUUAAAUCCUCUAUUAAACUUGUGUAUUAUGCUGAAGACUUGACCCUCCCAGUUCAAAUGCC
Messenger RNA from Pocillopora meandrina, 7545 nucleotides. Lineage: Eukaryota; Metazoa; Cnidaria; Anthozoa; Scleractinia; Pocilloporidae. The record is from the annotation of a GenBank genome assembly.